Messenger RNA from Leucoraja erinaceus (little skate), 3312 nucleotides. It is a transcript of the gene fastkd1, whose product is annotated as FAST kinase domains 1. The transcript has 15 exons. NCBI's taxonomy places the organism in Eukaryota, Metazoa, Chordata, Chondrichthyes, Rajiformes, Rajidae. The coding region runs from base 298 to 2808 and encodes 836 amino acids. Gene Ontology annotation, cellular component: mitochondrial matrix; ribonucleoprotein granule. Gene Ontology annotation, molecular function: RNA binding. The record is from RefSeq and is a predicted model, not a curated record. Gene Ontology annotation, biological process: regulation of mitochondrial mRNA stability; mitochondrial RNA processing.
GCCGACUGCCGGCAACAUGUCAUGACAUGUAUGGUCGUGAGUAGUCGCCCAAAGAGUCGUAUCUUUUUCUAGUCACCGCUGGAUUUUUAACAUGUUGAAAUUUUCAGCGACCUGCUGCGACUAUGAUGGGUACCGGCAAGUCGCCGAAAAAAUCGUAUAAUGCACAUAUCCUAUACGGUCCAUGAAAGGUGUACUUUAUUGGAGUAUGGAGAAAUGCAUUUUUAUUACAUCAAAGAAACUUUUUGAUAGCUAGUUUUGAAAAUUUAAAGAAUUAUGUACUUUUAAGAGUACAAAAUCAUGCUUCCAUUAAAAAUGCUUCGGUUCAGGCACAUUUACUACCUCUCAAUGAGAUUUUACCACCCAGGGGUUAAGGGGAGUGAUUUUUUGUGGUAUCAACUAGACAACUGUUCAAAUGAGGACCAAGUACUUGAUCUGGUUGGGAAAAACAAAGCCAAACUUGCAGUGAUGCAUGUGGGCCAUGCAAUAGAACUCCUCUGGCAAUUUCAAAAGGAAAAGCCACAGAUACUGAGGAGUAUAGACUACAUCAGAAAUCACUCACAGUUCAUGGUUCUUCGUGUGUUAGCAGAAAACAAGAUUGACCAGAUGGAUGAUGAAACACUGGUGGAUAUGUUGUACAAUGCACUGAGGUUGAAUGUUGAACCACAUGAUUCCCUAGUCCAACAACUUGUGAUGGAGGCUUGGGGAAGAAUUGAAAGAUUUGGUAUGCCUAUGUUAUCCAAGUUUGCUGUAUGUUUGACAGAUCAGCAUUUAUAUCAUAGUCCACUGAUGGGAGAAAUUGCCGAUAUUGUUAGCAGGAAGUUGGAAUCUAUAUAUGAUGCAAGAAUACUUUCAUCAUUAAUGUUAAGCAUCUCUGCUUUGAUCUCCAAAUGCUUUCGGAAUCGUUUAAUAGAAAAGGCCGAAUUUCUACUGGACACUGGGUACACCUCUCAGUUUAACAAUUGCCGCAGAAUUGUACAAUUUCUACGCAAUGUGAAGUUCAGCUAUCGUCCUUUGUUGGAAAAAUGCAAUGCGAUAUUUCUUCAGAGCAUAAAGGGCUUGGAUGCUGAUAAUAUAAGCAUUAUCCUUGGAGUGUACCAGUCUCUACAUUUCAACAAUUGUGACUUUCGGCUCGCUGUUAAGUGGAGACUUAUUGAACUUAUUAAUACUCAAACUGAUCCCACAAGUUUUGUUAGACUUUUUGCAGUUUUAGGACCUUUGUCGGGGACAGUGGUCAGGAAAAGACUUGAAUCUGCUGCCUUGUUAAUGGUUGAAGAAUUUAGCCCAUCGCAAACAUUAGCAGUAAUAGAGACCAUGGCAGAGAUGGAAUGCAGAAAUCCACAACUAAUUCAGCAAGUUGCAUCAAAUUUGUCCAAACAUUUGGAUAUGUACAAGCCAUUGGAUGCUGCAAAAAUAACGCAGGCUUUACUGUCACUUCAUUGUCAAAAACCAGAGCUAUAUGCAGAAUUGAGGCAAAUGUUAAUAUGCUAUCUUCAUGUCAGUGUUGUCCCCUAUGAGAUAUCCAUGUUAACACGUGUCCUCUCCCAGCUUCCUUCUCCACGAACUGAUCACUUGAUUCCUGCACGUAUUGAUGAUGUCUUGCCCCAGUGCAACUUAAGUGACUUGAAUGCAUUUGCUAUCGCCAUUACUAAGUGGGUACGGAAUGGCUCCUCAUACCAGCCUAGUACAGCAGCAGUGCAUGUGAAGCUUCUUCAAAAAUUAAAUAUGUGUGGCUUGGAGAGACUACAAAAGGCAAAUGACUUGGAUCUAUUGCUAGAAGAGAUUAAAUAUGUUGGUGGAGAAUGGUUUGAAGAAGUUCUUGCAGAAGAAACAAUGGCAAGCUUUGAACGACUGAAAGGACAAAUAACUUGGUCCAAUGUUGCUGAGUUAGCUCUGUUUCUAACCAAAACAAAUUGCCUUCAUACUGGUCUGCUGGAUCAAAUAGCAUCUGUCACACUUCAACACAUCAACAAGAUCCAUUUUUCAGCCACAUAUGCUAUCUUGCUUCCAUUCAAUGUCUUCAAUUAUGAUCCUCCGCAAGCUGAAGAUUUAUUUGAGUCAUGUGUACAGCGAUCUAGGCCUCAUUUCAAUGCAUUUGACCCUCAUCUUCUGGUGCUAUUUGGUUACUCACUAGCUCUUGCAAGUUACUUCCCAGAAGAUCUAAUUAGAACUAUUUUUAGUGUUAAUUUCCUAGCAAAAUUGGAUUCACAGCUGGACACUCUGUCAGAUGUUCUGAACAUGCGGAUCAGGUUGCGUUUAAUGGAAUUGAACAGAGCUGUCUGUUUAGAGUGCCCCGAAUUCCAGACCACUUGGUUUCAUGACCGUUACUGCCAGCAGCUGUUAAAUAAAGGCAAUGUUUCUAUUGGUCCAGUGCAGCAGCAAAUCCACGAAAUACUGGGCCAGCUACUGGGAGGAAGUAACUAUGUCAAAGCUGCUGUAUUCACCCCAUAUUAUUAUUUCACAGACUUUGAAUGUGUACUUGACAAACACCGAAAGCCUAUUCCUUAUGUGGAUCAGAACACUGUAUUUCUAUCCAAAAAUGGAAGAGAGCCCUGGAGACCAGACAAGGAAUUUCUUGAAGAAAAAUAUCUGCCACCUGGAGGAGAAAGAGUUGUUAUAGAGUUUCUCAAUGCUAAAGCUUUCUGCAAGAACUCUCAUCAUAUUAAAGGAGAAGCUGCAAUGAAAAAGAGACACUUGGAGAUUCUGGGAUACCGUGUCAUACAGAUACCUCAUUUUGAAUGGAAUUCCAUGGAAUUGUCAACAAAGGAUGCAUGGAUAGAAUACCUCAAGCAAAAGAUAUUUGCAGAAUAAUCUUCAUAAAUCAAACUUUGAAAAUGUUUUUAUACCACAUUCACGUGUAAAUCUACUGGCUUUCCUAAUAAUGCAAGUGUAUUCUAAUAUUUUAAACCAUUUCUAAAUACCAUACCAUUAUCAAAACAUUGAAAUCCGUUUACACUGUAAUGUAAAAAUGUGGGUCAUUUCAUAAAUAUAAUUCUUAGUAACAAGUAUUCCAUGAUUGGAAGUUGGGCAUAUUUAAUAUGCAAAAUUGUGAGUGAGAUUACUAUAUUUUUCAUAGAAUGUAUGUUUGUACUGAUGCUGGGAGGAUAAAUGCUUUCAGAUUAAAUCUGGGGUGGGGUGCAGAGUAAUCAAUGCAAUUCUCACAAUUAGUAUAGGAAAGCUAUUAUUCUUUUAAUGUGACAAUCAUUGAGAAGGAAAUUCAGUUACUGAAUGAAAACUUCUGAGGAGACACAAUUUUAAUGACUUACUAUUUUUUUUAUAUAAAAUGUUUUCAGGAAUUAAAAGGAUAUGAUGUGA